This is a messenger RNA of Scatophagus argus, 2142 nucleotides long. RefSeq names its product relaxin family peptide receptor 3.3b (gene rxfp3.3b). Gene Ontology annotation, cellular component: membrane. Gene Ontology annotation, molecular function: G protein-coupled receptor activity. The coding region runs from base 357 to 1562 and encodes 401 amino acids. The record is from RefSeq and is a predicted model, not a curated record. Lineage: Eukaryota; Metazoa; Chordata; Actinopteri; Scatophagidae. Gene Ontology annotation, biological process: G protein-coupled receptor signaling pathway; immune response. The transcript has a single exon.
GGUUUUGAACAUGCAAACAUUCACAGCUGCAGUUUGGACCUUCCGUUGCUCAGGGGGCCCUGAAAUCUCUGGGGCCGGCCCUGCCCUGGCUCUUGUCCUCUGCUGCUUCGUCUUGAGAUGAGGCUCCGGUCCCCGGCCGGGCACGCGCCUCCUCGGGCACCAGCACAACAAAAAGUGAGCUGCGCGCGCUCGGCGCUCAGCAGUGAGCCAGUAAACAGCGACUGAGCGGGUCCAGUCGGAGCAGAGCGCCCGCCGAGGCCACAGGAGACAGCACACCGCCUGGUGAACAUGAGCUGCGGGAUCUCUGCGCACCUGUCCGCGCAGGAAGCUUCUUCUCUCCCGGAGCGCAGGAGGUGAUGCGCCCUGCGGGACUCGAGUCGGCCGUGUUAAAGGAGAGGAUGGCAGAGCAGUGGAGCCACAACACCACGCUGUCCUGGAACCGGUCCGCUGCGGGACAGGACCGCUUCAGCAGCCUGGAUGACAUCGACGUGCCGGCGGACGGCUCCCCGACCCUGCGCAUCCUCAUCUCCAUCGUGUACUCGGUGGUGUGCGCCGCCGGGCUGGUCGGGAACCUGCUGGUGUUCUUCCUGAUGAAAGUGCGUCGGGGCAGGAAAAAACGCUCCAGCAUCAACCUGUUCAUCGUUAACCUGGCCGUGACGGACUUCCAGUUCGUGCUGACCCUGCCGUUCUGGGCGGUGGACACGGCUCUGGACUUCAGCUGGCCGUUUGGAAACGCCAUGUGCAAGAUCAUCCUCUCCGUGACGGUGAUGAACAUGUACGCCAGUGUGUUUUUCCUCACCGCCAUGAGCGUCACCCGGUACUGGUCGGUGGCCUCGGCGUUGAAGGACCGGACCCGGAGGAGGGUCUGCCCGGUGCGUUGGGUGAUCGCCGGGCUCUGGGUCUCCGCCACGGUGGCCUCUUUGCCCACCGCCAUCUUCUCCACGGUGAAGAGCGUGGCCGGGGAGAGGCUGUGCCUGCUGGGCUUCCCGGACGGCCAGUCGUGGCUGGCGCUGUACCACCUGCAGAAGAUCCUGGUGGCCUUCGUGUUCCCCAUGCUGAUUGUCACCGUGUGCUACCUGCUGCUGCUGCGCUUCGUCCGCCUGCGCAGCAUGAACAACAACCAGGUGAAGCGGCGGUCCAGGGUCACCCGCUCGGUCACCAUCGUCGUCCUCUCCUUCUUCAUCUGCUGGAUGCCCAACCACGCCAUCACCUUCUGGGGCGUCCUGGUCAAGUUCAACGUGGUCAACUGGGAUAAGACGUACUACAUGGUGCACACGUACGUCCACCCGGUGACCGUGUGCCUGGCGCACACCAACAGCUGCCUGAACCCGGUGCUGUACUGCCUCAUGCGCCGGGAGUUCAGGAAGAAGAUGAAGGAUCUGUUCUGGAGGAUCUCCUCGCCCUCCGGGUCUAACAGCUGCCCCCUGCGGCCCUUCUCCGGGACGGUGAGAGCGGAGCCGGACGACUCGCAGAUCGUCAUCCCGCUGAACAACGUGGAGACUGAGAACUGCAGGCUGUCGGUCCUAACGGAGCAGGGCGACACGGACGCGCUGCAGCGCUGAGCCACACGUUCAGCUGAGCAGAGAGUCUGUGGGACCUGCAGGCGUCCGAGCGGUGACUUUUAGAUGGUUAACCUCCGGUUUACUGUGAAUGCUGGUGAUCUGACGGUCACAUCUGAGCUCGUUAUUCUGCAGGGCAAACUGUGAAGAGUCCAACGGAUCCGCGCGGCCAUCCGUGACGUGUUUGAUGUUCUGUUGAUUUUGCGUCAGGGGAAUUGAUCAAUUUAUAUUCACAAUGUAAAGGUGUGAAACAUGAAAGGAGGAUGAUCGUGCGUAAAUUGCGCGCCUGGAGGAGCGAUGGCUAAAAGCGUCAGCUGCCUUUGAGCUUCAGUCCGCCUGGGAUGUCACACCACAGUGAUGCUGAUGUUGUUGUUUCUUUGCUGUAAAUGCGGUUCAGUGUGCUCUCUGUGCAGACUUUAUGUUCCUCGUGCACAAUGUGCUUCAGCUGCUGCGUCUUUCUGUGGACUCUUGACGGUUGUUGUGGCUGAUGUGUAAAAUGUACACGCUAUACGUGAAUGUAAAAAAACUGCCAGUGCAACCUUAAAAACAAUGUGUGAAGAAUAAAACUAUUGAUUUAUGUUGA